Molecule: messenger RNA, 1419 nt
Organism: Caenorhabditis elegans
Lineage: Eukaryota; Metazoa; Nematoda; Chromadorea; Rhabditida; Rhabditidae
Gene: got-1.2
Product: Aspartate aminotransferase, cytoplasmic
Exons: 4
Coding region: 15-1241 (408 amino acids)
Biological process (GO): amino acid metabolic process
Cellular component (GO): cytoplasm
Molecular function (GO): transaminase activity; L-aspartate:2-oxoglutarate transaminase activity; catalytic activity
Source: RefSeq, marked reviewed
AAACAACACUCAACAUGUCCUUCUUUGACGGAAUCCCAGUUGCUCCACCAAUCGAGGUGUUCCACAAGAACAAGAUGUACCUCGAUGAGACGGCUCCCGUCAAAGUUAACCUGACAAUUGGAGCCUACCGCACAGAGGAGGGACAGCCAUGGGUGCUUCCAGUCGUUCAUGAGACUGAAGUCGAAAUCGCCAACGACACCUCGCUCAAUCACGAGUAUCUUCCAGUUCUCGGUCACGAGGGUUUCCGCAAGGCUGCCACCGAGCUUGUCCUCGGAGCCGAAUCGCCAGCUAUCAAGGAGGAAAGAUCGUUUGGAGUACAGUGUCUCUCUGGAACCGGAGCUCUUCGUGCUGGAGCCGAGUUUCUUGCUUCAGUGUGUAACAUGAAGACCGUCUACGUGAGCAACCCAACAUGGGGAAAUCACAAGCUUGUCUUCAAGAAGGCUGGUUUCACCACCGUCGCCGACUACACCUUCUGGGACUAUGAUAACAAACGUGUGCACAUUGAGAAGUUCCUCUCCGAUCUUGAGUCAGCCCCAGAGAAGUCUGUCAUCAUUCUUCACGGAUGUGCUCACAACCCAACUGGAAUGGACCCAACUCAGGAGCAAUGGAAGUUGGUUGCCGAGGUGAUCAAGAGAAAGAACCUCUUCACCUUCUUUGACAUUGCUUACCAAGGAUUCGCAUCUGGUGAUCCAGCUGCGGACGCCUGGGCGAUCCGCUACUUUGUAGACCAGGGAAUGGAGAUGGUUGUGUCCCAAUCAUUUGCCAAGAACUUUGGACUUUACAACGAGCGUGUCGGAAACCUUACUGUCGUCGUCAACAAUCCAGCUGUCAUUGCCGGAUUCCAGUCUCAAAUGUCGUUGGUUAUCCGUGCCAACUGGUCCAAUCCACCAGCACAUGGAGCAAGAAUUGUGCACAAGGUGCUCACCACCCCAGCUCGCCGUGAACAAUGGAACCAGUCUAUUCAAGCGAUGUCUUCUCGUAUCAAGCAGAUGAGAGCCGCCUUAUUGCGCCAUUUGAUGGAUCUUGGCACUCCUGGAACUUGGGAUCACAUCAUUCAACAAAUUGGAAUGUUCAGCUACACCGGACUUACUUCUGCCCAAGUGGAUCACCUGAUUGCCAAUCACAAAGUAUUCCUGCUCAGAGACGGCCGCAUCAACAUUUGUGGUCUUAACACGAAAAACGUGGAAUAUGUCGCCAAGGCGAUUGAUGAGACUGUGCGUGCCGUGAAGAGCAACAUCUAAAGCUUUGAAAUUUAUGAAUUUUAUGUGAAAAAUUGAGUUUUUGUGCUCUUCAAGUUUGAGCAUUAAGUGUAGAUUGAGUAUUUCUAUGCACUUAGUUUUAAUUUCCCGUGUGUACUUUUAUUUAUUUUAACCCGAUUACUUUUUUUUCUUGAAUGGAAAAUGAAUCAUUGCUAUUAUU